ACGCCGGGUCCAGGCGGCGGCACGGCGGCACCGACAGCACCCCAGGCCAGUCCACUGCAGCGACAGCGAGCGGCAGCAAGCGACAGCAGCCCACCGGUCAGUGACGGAGACGGACCAGUGACCGCCAGAGACGGACCCCGACGGACUCGAGCGACGCGAAUGGUCUACGCCGGAGCAGCCACCGACGCCAACGUCCCCGAGAACGUCCCCGACACACAGAAACCCGCCCUCGCGCGCUCAGCCGAGAGCGCCGCCGUUCUAAAGAGAGCCAUGAAGGACAAGGGAGCGACCGUCGCGGAAGCGGGCGCCACUAACGGACACGCCAACACUAACGGAGUCGCCAAGGCCAACGGCAUCACUAACGGCAGCACUAGUGGACAGGCCAACGGCAUCACUAACGGCAGCACUAGUGGACAGGCCAACGGCAUCACUAACGGCAGCACUAGUGGACAGGCCAACGGCAUCACUAACGGCAGCACUAGUGGACAGGCCAACGGCAUCACUAACGGCAGCACUAGUGGACAGGCCAACGGCAGCACUAGUGCACAGGCUAACGGCAGUACUAACGGCCAGGCCAACGGUAUCACUAACGGCAGCACUAGUGCACAGGCCAACGGCAGCACUAACGGCCAGGCCAACGGCAUCACUAACGGCAGCACUAGCGGACAGGCCAACGGCAGCACUAACGGCCAGGCCAACGGCAUCACUAACGGCAGCACUAACGGAAACACUAACAGACACGCCAACGGCAGCACAAACGGCCGCGCCCCAGCUCCCAUCAAAACGUUGAAAAACGGCACCAACGGACUGAAAAACGAAGCCUACAAAGGAGAGAUCACGAUGGACGGCAAGGACCCCAUGUGCGACGCGGACAACCCCACGCGCCUCCAGUUCGAGGACGUGACGUCGGCGGCCUUCAAGAUCAAGGGCGGCGUCCUCAGCACGCCCUGCAUGUUGUCGCACCUGUCCGGCCUCACGGGGAUGGACAUCUACCUCAAGCAAGACUUCCUGCAGUUCACCGGGAGCUUUAAGGAGCGGGGCGCGCGGUACGCGCUGAUGGAACUGCCGGCGUCGCAGAAGGCGCGCGGCGUCAUCUCGGCGUCGCUGGGCAACCACGCGCUGGCGCUGUCGUACCACGGCAAGCUGCUGGGCAUCUCCGUGACCGUGGUGAUGCCGCUGGUGGCGCCCAUGAUGAAGAUCCAGUGCUGCCGCCAGCACGGCGCCACCGUGGUGGUGCAGGGCCAGGACAUGGCCGAGGCCAAGGCCAUCGCCAUGCGCAUGGCGCGCGAGGAGCAGCUCGCCUACAUCAACGGCUACGACCACCCGCACAUCAUGGCGGGCCAGGGCACGCUGGGCCUCGAGAUCCUGGAGCAGGUCCCCGACGUGGACGCCAUCGUGGUGCCCGUGGGCGGCGGCGGCCUCAUCGCGGGCAUCGCCACCGCCGUCAAGUCCAUGCGGCCCAACGUGGAGAUUAUCGGCGUCGAGUCGGAGCGCUGCGCCAGCUUCUCGGCCGCCUUGAAGGCGGGCAAGCCGGUGCCCGUGGCCAACGGCCCCACCAUCGCGGACGGCCUGGCCGUGCCCACGGUGGGCUACAACGCCUUCGUCACCGCGGCGCCCCUCGUCGACAGGAUGGUCGUGGUGAAGGAGGAGGUGGUGGCCGUGUCCAUUCUGCGCCUGGUGGAGCUCGAGAAGUGCGUGGUGGAGGGCGCCGCGGCGUGCGGGCUGGCCGCCAUCCUCGAGGGGCAGCUCGACGACUACAAGGGGAAGAAGCUGGUGCUGCUGCUGUGCGGCGGCAACAUCGACACGACAGUGCUGGGCCGGUGUCUGGAGCGCGGGCUGGCCGUCGACGGGCGCCUCAUCAAGUUCUCCGUGACGGUGAGCGACCGGCCGGGCGGCAUCGCCGAGCUGUGCGCGCAGCUGGCCAGGCUGGGCGUCUCCAUCAAGGACAUCGAGCACGAGCGGGCGUGGAUCGCGUCCCGUUUCAGCGUGUCCGUGACGGUCACCUGCGAGACGAGGGACAAGGAGCACGCCAACGAGCUCCGCGCCACCCUCAACAAGAGCUACACCCACAUCGUGUUCCCGUCGCCGGCGGCAGUGUGAACCAGACCGUGCGUUGUACAUAGCAUCAUCUGAUCGACUUCAUCGCCUAUACAAACCCUGUACAUUAUUUCUCAUCAUUGUCAUUUUGUUUUAAGUAUUGACUUAGCUGUAGAUUGUGACUGUUUGAGAAGAGGUUUUAUUGUUCACUGUGUGUCUAUUAGUGUAAAUGCUUCAACCAAAUUAAUAAAUUUAACUUAUAAGACUAUUGAUUGAGUAAGGAUGGGUAAAGUAAAGCAAACAAAUGGAAA
Thrips palmi is the source of this 2348-nucleotide messenger RNA. Its product is annotated as L-threonine ammonia-lyase-like. The record is from RefSeq and is a predicted model, not a curated record. Gene Ontology annotation, molecular function: L-serine ammonia-lyase activity; threonine deaminase activity. Gene Ontology annotation, biological process: L-threonine catabolic process; L-serine catabolic process. Lineage: Eukaryota; Metazoa; Arthropoda; Insecta; Thysanoptera; Thripidae.